ACAUCCACUGAAGCAAUUCCCAAGAGCAGGUUCCUGGCACUGGGCUCUAAAUUCCGCUAUAGCGGUCGGACUCAGGCCCAGACAAGGCAGGCUAGCGCCUUGAUUGACAGACCCGCACCACAGUUUGAACGGACAGCAAGUAAACGGGCCUCUAGAAGCCUUGAUGGAGCUAAACGUACCUCUCAAAAAAUUGAGUUCAUACCGGUAGAGGAAGAGAAGCAGGAGGAUGUGGUGUGUGUUGGGGUUCCAGACUCACAACCUGUGGAACAGUUUCGAGAGAAGCCAGCAAGAGCUGGUCUUGAGAAUAUUGAAAAGAAACAAAUAGUGACCCAAGAGGAGUUCAUCUUGGAAAUUCCUGUUGCAGAAACAAAAUUAGUGGAACAAAUAAAAAUACAUCCAGCUGUACAUGUUCUUGAAAAGUUUGAUAUAAGCCCCAUAAAAGAAGAGAAGAAAGAAGAAAAAACUCUUGUGGUGCAGGAUCUAGAGCAAAAGCCACAAUUACUUGAACCAAUUCAGGAGGAGUCAGCAGUAGCAGUGGUUACACCUGACAGAAGCACCCGACCUACAUCUGCACCAGCUAUUGCUCAGAGCCACAUGGUUGAACCUACUCCACCAACUGCAUCUGAAAACAAGGAACCAGCAGCUACUAAAACAGAGAAGGAGGCGCAGAAAAAAGAAUUAAAACAUGACGAAAUGUUACCAGAGAAGUCCAAAACUGAACCGGCUGAAGCCCUCCAGCAGCGUGCCGAAAAAGAGGAAGACCCGAUAAGAAUGAGGAAGAAAAGAUCAAAGAGACUAGAUGGUGAAAACAUUUAUAUAAGGCAUAGCAAUUUAAUGUUGGAGGAUCUAGAUAAAACUCAAGAGGAAAUAAAGAAACACCAUGCCAACAUCAGUGAGCUGAAGAAAAACUUUAUGGAAUCAGUUCCUGAUCCUCGCCCAAGUGAAUGGGACAAACGCUUGUCUACUCAUUCUCCCUUCCGAACCCUGAACAUCAACGGGCAAAUCCCGACAGGAAUUGAAGGAGUCCAGGUCAAGAAACCCACAUUUCAGUCCUUUGAGCGGCAGGUUGGUGGGCUAGAGAGUGUGAGUGACUUUCCCUUCAAAGAGGAUGCGGACGCAAUGGCAGAGGGGCAAAAUAUUGCCUCCGGCUUUGAAUGGGAGGACUCAAAGCACUCAGUAGGCAUUAGUGAGAGCCAAAUGUCCGCUGCUCAGGAUCCUGCACAGACUCAUGAAUUUGACACUACUGCUUCUGUAAGCAGCGAGGAGGAGGAGGGUGCUACUGCUCAGGCUGAGAGUGAGGAAGAUCUGAGGAGUGAAAAGGGAUUUUAUUCAGAUGUGGACAAUCAGACAGAGGUGGAAAGCUCUAUAAUCCCUGCUUCACCUCCACUGCAGACCCAUGAGCAACAGGAGGCAUGUGAUGUGGAAAAAGAGCAAAAUUCAAGAGAACUGCUUAGAAAACUAAGUGAAAACUGUCACAGCUUAAAUAUUGAUAAUGAGUUUCCUGCCCUCAUUUGCUGUUUCCAGCCACCCCUUGUGAAGACUCAGACUGUUACUAUCUCUGACGUGUCAAGUACUGUGAAAAGUGAAAUUCCAACUAAAGAAGUUCCUAUUGUUCACACAGAGACCAAGACUAUAACUUAUGAAGCUGCACAGACUGAUGAUGGCAGUGGGGAUUUAGACCCUGGAAUUCUGCUAACUGCUCAGACCAUCACUUCAGAGACCACCACCAGCACUACCACUACCCAGAUCACAAAGACCGUGAAAGGUGGAAUUUCAGAAACACGAAUUGAGAAAAGAAUUGUCAUCACCGGGGAUGCAGACAUUGAUCACGAUCAGGUUCUGGUUCAGGCCAUCAAAGAAGCGAAGGAGCAACACCCAGACAUGUCUGUGACAAAGGUGGUGGUUCAUCAGGAAACAGAGAUUGCAGAAUAACAAGACCAGCUAUAUAUAUAACUAUAUAUAUAUGUAUAUCAAGGCGAUAUCUAUUUCAGUCUGAGAAAGGCCACCUGAAAUAUACCAGCAAAACUACAAGGAAACUACCUUGGAGCACCAUGACCUCAAACUUGCCAGAGUUAUUUUAUCAGACAUUCUAUCACUUACUACUUGGAGUUGGGCUUUUUGAUGUUUACUUGGGAUUCUCCUCAAUACAGUGGAUCCUUUUUUUUGAUUAUCAUUUUUAUAUAUUGUGACCGACAGUAUGACAUAUUUUUCACUGUACCGAAGUGUUUUUUUUACAGGUUUUCAUUUUUUUUGGCAUUCCUUUUCCCAACACCUUAUUUUUUUAACCUGCAUCAUGAAAAUGGAAGACCCGCCAGGCAGAAACCUAAGGCUUGCUGAAAGGGUUUCCCUGUAGCUGCGUUUUCCGCUCAGCGUUGUUAUCCUCCUGCCCCUUUGCAUUCUCACUUAGUGAAUUCUCACUCGUUCUUCUUAUGGUGUGGGAAUGCCAAUAACCUAGAAGCGGCUCUUGUUGCUAGGAAAGUCAACAAAUCAGAGCCCGGUUUGUGCAGCAUUUUUGCUCUCCUCUCAUGACUUGUCCUGAAGUUUUAAUACAGAUGCUUACACAUUUAUAUAAGACACGCACAAGUGUGUCUACCCUCUUUUGCCUCUGGAUUUCCCUUGCGUUGUGGACUUGUGAGCCUCUAGAUGCUUCAAUAUAGCAGGAAGCUGUGGCGUAAUACAUUCACCAGUAUCUCAGUAGGAUGUCCGUGUUAAGAGAGAAUGGAAUUUGUUUCACCUUUUAUACUGUGAAUUUUAGAGCUGUUCAGUGAACGAUGACAAAUAACCUUUGCCUUCAACACCUCCACCCCACCCCCAUUUCUCCCUUGUAUUAUUUUGGACUUUUUGGAAGACGGCAUUAAUCUUAUCUAUCAGUUUCCCCCAUUAAAUCAAGCCUGUUAGAAAAUGAGUUUAUAAGAAGUAUGGACUCUGAAUGCUAAGAAGUAGAGCUGUACCUCCAGUGGUAGUUUUUGGGGAUCCCUCAUUUGUCAUUUAUGUUUUGUUUUAUUUUUUGGUAGGAUAAGCUUAAAAUUUUGUUGGGCUUCAGAAGCACUAUUUAAACUUAGCACAUCGGCCAGCCGUCCGUGCAAGGAGUGUGUGAUCUUUAGCUGCAGUUCAGGUCAUCUCUCAGAGAGACAGUAUUCCUAAGGUUGUAUUCUCAAAACAGGUGUGAUAUCAAAAACGAUAGGUUAUUUCCACAAAUUGAUGUUUAACCCGGGCUACUUGGAGAGCAGUUAAGCAUAUGUAAUUCUGUCAUUUUAAUGUUCUUUUGCAAGGUGAUCUGGAAGUUCUUUUGGGCCGCAGCCGGCGGAGCGUGCUGCUGUUGGGCGAUCUUCCUUCAUUUUAAUGGGGUUGCAUGGAAAGCCUUACAUAAACUUUGCUGAAAUGAAUAGAAGGUGCAGACCAGCAGGGCUCAGUGGAUUUCUCCCUCAGGCCCCUUCCCUAUCAUGCUGUAAUGAAACAACAGAGUCCAGGAUUUGCUGGGGGGAUCUGUUUUCCUAGCAAUGCAGAAUCAAAGCAAGACCAGCAAUAGAAGGAGGAGGCGGGAGAUUCUUCUGUAUUCAUUCUGCUUCCGAUUGAAGCUUUUAACGUAUUUCUAAACGAAUCACAUUUUAAAAAAAGUAAACAUGAAUAUUCUAAUUAGACACGAGGUUCGGCUCCUGUGUGUAUCGCUGUCACUUGCGUGAUGAAUGAGAGGAAUCAGAAUUGGGAGAUGCCACGCUCCUUUCUGAUUUGGCUCUGUUUUCCUGAGCUGGGCAUCAUCCCCCCUCCCCCCCCAUGACAAAACUAAAAUUGCAUGCUCAACUCUUCCUAAUAGCAGUAUUUGGAAACUAUAAGUUAUAUGCCGUAAGAGUUGUGCGCAAUAUUAUUUUCUGAGAGAAGUGUAACGUUGAAAUUGUACUGAGUGUGCUACAUAGCAGAGGCCAUGGUGAGGCAGGCUCUGCUUGUAAGCUUAAUUCUAGGCUACGAGAAGUGGAAGCAAAAAGCUCUCUGCUGUUCCAUCUAUUUUAAAAAACCCAGGCACAUUGUUAAAAGAAUUUGAAUUCAGUGAACUGAAAACUCCGGUAUACUUUCUGACUGUAACUUUGCUGGCUACAGUGUCAUAUUGAAUUGAGUUUGUUCUCCCCUGACUUUGAGUUCAUUUAAUUGAAGUAGUCAAGGCCUUUAUUGGAUCUGAGAGGAUUGGUUGGGAGGAAUUCAGUACCCUUGCUCUGAUGUGUGGUGGACAACUGGCAGCCUCAGUCAGCUUCCAAAGCUGGCCAUUGCCCCUCAGAGUCUGUGAUCCUGUGCAUCCUUACCUGCGAGGAAGCCCCACAGAUGACAGUGGCAAUUCAACAUGCCUAGGGCUGGGCUGUAAGGCUGCUUAGAGGGUUUCUAUCUGUCCUUCUCUUUAAUCUUCCCCACUCCAGUUCAUGAAUUUUCUAGAAUUUUAGAUUGACUUUUUAAAAUCCGGUAAUAGCACUUACUAUAUUAUUGAGGAAGAUGAAGAUCUUGAGUGUUGCACUUUCUCUCCUUCUGGCUCUUCGUGCUUCUUGUCGAUUUUUCACCUCCAAUCUCCAACGCUUAAUGCAGCAGACUUGCAAAAAUCUCUUCUCCCUCAAGGAAAGAGGAUCAAAUCCUUCCAGUUUCCCCGCUCAAACUCAUCUGAUUUCCUUUCCUCACUGCAGCCCCCACUCAAUGUAGCUGUUGUCUAUGCGAUACCCAGAUCCCUGGCUUAGUUUGUCGGUGGUCAAAAUGAGGCCCUUCCUCUGUCACCAGUUGGGGAAAAAAAUCUGCUAGGAUACAACAUAGAAUCUUACUGGGGUAAUUCAGCAAUUUGUCAUUUGGACACAGAUGAAGCUUCCUUGUACUGAAUCAGACCAUCAGUCAAUCAAGGUCAGUAUCGUUUAGUCAGACUGGCAGCAACUCCCUGGGUCUCAGGUAGAGAUCUUCUACAUCACCCACUGCCUGGUUGUUUUAGCUGGACAUACCAGCGGUUGAACCUGAAACCUUCCGCAGGCCAAGCAGAUGAGCCACGCCCCCUCCCCUCCACUGCUGCUGUUCAAUCUGUUCUUUAUGAGUAUGGCUUGUCCUUUCUUCUGCUGUUAUUUCAGUAUGCCUCAAAUAACUUCUGAGGAUCACCCUUACUUACCUCCAGGGGUUUUGUUUGCCAUGGACUUGCCCUUCUGUAAAGAGAGAUUCCCUAGCCAUUGAACCUCCUGUUUCUUUUUCAGAGUUCUCCAUUCCUUUUUAGAUCCCAGGUCCCUCCCAUACAGCAAAGGCCAUAAAGUCACACACCUUUGAUAAUAGUGGUAGGGUUUAACCAGGUACAACUGCAGGCACUCUCUUCUCCUGAAAAGCCUUUCCCCCUGUUUGUAGCUUCGAUUACACAUGUGCACGUAGGACUUUCCCCCAGUUCUAUAUUUUAAAAAAUUUAAACUAAUCUCAUUAAAAGUUCCAGAUCUCAAGGGAAAGGGGUUACAUUGCUGUGAGAAACUUAUGAAGAGCAGCACUGAGACAAGAAAGUAUAGAGCAAAGCAGAGAGAAAUACAGGUUGGGAUGGGUAGGUCUUGAGAGAGGUAAAGCCCUACAGGUGAAACAGCAAAGGGACAUUUGACAUGGAACAGCUCACAGAAAGUUACCAGUGUGCAGCUCAUUAGUUAGUUUCUUGUGGAUUUAUAACUAGAUUUGUUUGUCACAGCUGUACUUGGGCAAAAGUUACUCUUGGAGAGCUGAAAAAGUUCCAGGCAAUAAAAACGGGGCUUGCUUUUGAGUGUGAGAUGUUCAUCUCUUCUAGAAGAUUCCCCCACUCCCUGUGCAUUGGAUGCUUGGAGACAUUCAAGGGCUACAUCCGCGCCACCGUUUCUGUGGGGGGCAAAUACAAAAUUCUGCUGUGUGCAGUUAAUACAAGUGAAACAAUUUAACGUUACUUUGUUUUGCUAAUCCUAAGAGAGAGCCAAAGAGCUUUAGAAGGUGCAGAAGCCUCUCCAUCCAGAAAAGAUCUCAUUCAGCCCCACUGGCUUCUAGAUCAGGGGUCUGCAACCUGCGGCUCUCCAGAUGUUCAUGGACUACAAUUCCCAUCAGCCCCUGUCAGCAGGGUCUGAUGGGAAUUGUAGUCCAUGAACAUCUGGAGAGCCGCAGGUUGCAGGCCCCUGUUCUAGAUUCUCCAGGCAGAGCUGCACGCUCGGCUGGAAACUUGCUUUUAAAAAUAUAUGAAAGAAGAAAGCUUAGUUUCUGCAGAAGCUAGAAUCUGUGGUUGGGGCAGAGUUCUGAAGCUCUUCUGCCCUUGUGCAGAAUUGCCGCCAGGGCUCAGCUAUAAAAAUGCUUGUCUGAAAUCGUGUGCUGUGUCUUUGCUCAACUGCUGGCCUGUUUGUGGAGCUUGAAAAACAGUCACCUGGCCAAGUUGCCUGUGGACAGGUAAAGGUUAUUUCCUGGCAACCAGGCUGGAGGGCAGCAUUACUUAACUGAGCAGGAGUUGGUGGGGGUCUUUCAGGCUGUCGAUGUGCCACAAGUGAUUUCACAUAGGUAUGUGAGUAAGCAGGCUGGUGAGGGUGGGGGAAACGUUGCAGGCUUCAUGGUUUCUUUUGGGCUUUAUUUGCCAGGCUGGCUUAGCUUUUCACAUCAGGCGCUAUGAAAACAGCUCACAGUUAAGACGGCAGGAAAGCAAACCAUCUUCCUGUCUACCCACUAACAAACAUGCAGUACUGCCAUUGCGUGCAAAGCCAGCAACUGAGCAGGCUGCUUGCAUCCUCAGAAAUGCCACCGUGAUGCUGAAGUCCACAGAAUAAAUUUGACUUCUGGUGCCCCUCAGAACUGCUGGGGACCAGCGCCUCUGUUGUUGGCAGGGGUCAAUGAAAUGUGAUUUAUUUAUUUAUUAAUAAGCGAUGUCUCCCAGUUAAUGCCUCAUUUAAGGUCAUCUGGAAGCUGUCCUGACUGUAUAGCAAAUGGAAACUAUUUAUGUGAAUGUUUGUACAGUCGGAAGCCAAGAGCACAGUGACUUGUACUAAUCAAACUGGGAGAAAGAAAAUACAUCUUCACAUGCCAGACACCAGCAUGAGGCCAACCAUUAAAAUACUAUUAGUCAUUUGGGGGGUUCCCCCCCCCCCCCAUUAAUAGUGGUUUGCCAUUUUCAUACAAAGGAAAAUUAACCCUUGCUGUUCUGAACAUUGGGUUUGUUUUUGUUUUUUUGUUUUUUAGCACAAUCAAUCACAAACUUUCACUGCACAUAUGAAGGAGCUUUGUAAAUUUUUUAAGGGAAUGGUGAAUUGUAUAGAAUAGGGAGUUACAUCUUUCUUUUAAAAAUAGGAAAUAUUGCAACAGAGUUAAAACAAAUAGAUAAUCUUUAUAGUUGAAGUAGCUGUUAUUUUGGAUUUUUGUAGUCAAAAGAAAAGUGGAUGUAGCAUUUAGAAAUAAGUGUUCAACCUUGCUACUUGUAUUGCAUUUUUUCAAUAAAUUUUCAAAUAGAAAAACAGCA
Molecule: messenger RNA, 7450 nt
Organism: Sphaerodactylus townsendi
Lineage: Eukaryota; Metazoa; Chordata; Lepidosauria; Squamata; Sphaerodactylidae
Product: protein 4.1-like
Exons: 15
Coding region: 595-1932 (445 amino acids)
Biological process (GO): cortical actin cytoskeleton organization
Cellular component (GO): cytoskeleton; plasma membrane
Molecular function (GO): structural molecule activity; actin binding
Source: RefSeq, a predicted model, not a curated record